Knipowitschia caucasica is the source of this 1110-nucleotide messenger RNA. NCBI's taxonomy places the organism in Eukaryota, Metazoa, Chordata, Actinopteri, Gobiiformes, Gobiidae. The record is from the annotation of a GenBank genome assembly.
AUGGGAUUCAGUGCAUCAGAGAUUAUCCUGGUGUCAGUCAGUCAGAGCAUCACAAUCAUCGGUAAAGCGUGGCUCAUGGUCAUGCUCUUCCUCCGCCUCCUCCUCCUCCUCGUCGCUGGGUUCCCUCUGUACCAGGACGAGCAGGAGCGGUUUGUCUGUAACACCAUCCAGCCCGGCUGCGCUAACGUCUGCUACGACAUCUACUCUCCCGUCUCGCUCUUUCGCUUCUGGCUGCUGCAGCUCGUGGCGCUGUGUGUUCCCACCGCGCUCUUCAUCAUCUACGUCUCGCACAAAGUCACCGACUCACUUCAAAUCGACCCACACACGGCGCAGCUGCACGUGCGGAGGCUCGGCACCAGCUUCAGCGGAGCCUACGUGCUGCAGCUGCUGUUGCGGACCGUGUUGGAGGCGGGGUUUGGGGCGGCGCACUAUUACCUGUUUGGUUUCUACGUUCCCCGGAGGUUCCUGUGUCAGCACACGCCGUGCACCACACAGGUCGACUGCUACAUUUCCAGACCCACGGAAAAGACCCUGAUGCUCAACUUCAUGCUCGGCGUUGGAGCCCUCUCCGUGGUCCUGAACGUCCUGGAUUUCGUUUGUGCCGUGAAGCGUUCAGUGCGACACAAACAGAAGUUGAAGCUCGAAGCCGUUUAUGAAGAAGAGUGUGUUGUCUCCGACCAGAAGGAUGCCAACGCCACCGAGAGCUUCCGCAGACGCCACGGCAGCAGGAGCUCCAGAGACGCCGUGGGUCUGGAGUCUCGUCCAUGUUUGCCCGUAAUCCAAGCCACCAACGAGAACAAUGGGAACAACGGGAACGCCAUCCAGGAAGACGUGCUGGAACGACAGGGCAGCGAGGUGGCGCUGUGUCCAGGAACGCCACGGUCCAUCCGGGUUAGCAAGCGCGGGCGAGUGAAGCCCCCACCACCUCCUAGACGAGACCAGGUGGAGAGUGGACCAGCGGGGGGCCCUGAUGGUGCAGCAGCAGCAGCAGCAGCAGUAGCAGCAGCAGCAGCAGCGUGUCACAGAAAACUCAAGAGUAGUUUGGUGGAGCUGAGCACAGGAUCAGAGCUUCAGCCCAAAGAUGAAGAAAAGAAAUCUGAGUGGGUCUGA